Messenger RNA from Hippocampus comes (tiger tail seahorse), 3067 nucleotides. It is a transcript of the gene tnpo3, whose product is annotated as transportin 3. Lineage: Eukaryota; Metazoa; Chordata; Actinopteri; Syngnathiformes; Syngnathidae. The record is from RefSeq and is a predicted model, not a curated record. Gene Ontology annotation, molecular function: small GTPase binding. Gene Ontology annotation, cellular component: cytoplasm. Gene Ontology annotation, biological process: protein import into nucleus. The transcript is spliced from 23 exons. The coding region runs from base 162 to 2933 and encodes 923 amino acids.
AGAGCGGAACCAACGUCGCGGUCGUCGUUUGCCGCCGAGCGAGCGCGGGGGUGACACGCGGGAAGCCCGUGCGAGAUGGCGGUCGGCACACGCAACAUCUAGAACUCGCGCCGCGUUCGUCGCCUUGUGUGCUCGCCCAGCUCCCGCUUCGCAGCCGAGCAAUGGACGGGGGCAAACCGAGCCUGGCGCUCGUCUACCAGGCGGUCCAGGCCCUGCACCACGACCCGGACCCGGCCGGGAAGGAACGAGCUUCGUUGUGGCUCGGAGAGCUCCAGAGAUCGAUGUACGCGUGGGAGAUCUCGGACCAGCUGCUGCAGCUCCAGCAGGACGUGGAGUCGUGUUACUUUGCCGCUCAGACCAUGAAGAUGAAGAUCCAGACUUCCUUCUACGAGCUUCCUCCCGAUUCCCACAACGCGCUGCGAGACUCGCUGCUCUCGCAUAUCCAGAACCUCAAAGGCCUGUCGCCCAUCAUCGUCACGCAGCUGGCGCUGGCCAUUGCGGAUCUCGCUCUUCAGAUGGCGUCGUGGAAAGGAUGCGUGCACACGCUCAUCGAAAAGUACAACGGCGACGUGGGCUCCAUGCCCUUCCUCAUCGAGAUCCUGACCGUGCUGCCCGAAGAAGUCCACAGCCGCUCGCUACGCAUCGGAGCCAAUCGCAGGACGGAGAUCAUCGAGGACUUGGCUUAUUACUCAUCCACCGUGGUCACGCUCCUGGCGUCGUGCGUGGAGAAGGCGGGCAGCAGCGAGAAGAUGCUGAUCAAGGUCUUUCGCUGCCUGGGCAGCUGGUUCAACCUGGGGGUGUUGGAUGGCAACUUCAUGGCCAGCAACCAACUGCCGGUGGUCCUCUUCCAAGUUCUGCAGAGGGACGACACCUCCACCAACCUGCACGAGGCGGCUGCCGACUGCGUGUGCUCCGCCCUCUACGCCAUCGAAAACGUGGAGGCCAACGUGACGCUGGCGCUGCAGCUCUUCCGGGGCGUCCUGACGCUGGAGACGGCCUACCACAUGGCGGUGGCCCGCGAGGACCUGGACAAAGUCCUUAACUAUUGCCGAAUCUUCACGGAGCUGUGCGAGACCUUCUUGGAGACCACGGUCAGGAGUCCGGGUCAGGGAAUGGGAGACUUGCGGACGCUGGAGCUGCUGUUGAUCUGCGCCGGACACCCCCAGUACGAGGUGGUGGAAAUCUCCUUCAACUUCUGGUACCGGCUGGGCGAAAACCUCUACAAGAUCAACGACGCGGGCCUCCACGGCGUUUUCCGGCCGUACAUCCAGAGACUCCUGCACUGCCUGGCCCGACAUUGCCAGUUGGAGCCCGACCACGAAGGCGUUCCCGAGGAGACGGACGACUUUGGCGAGUUCCGCAUGAGAGUUUCGGACCUGGUGAAAGACGUCAUCUUCCUCGUGGGCUCGAUGGAGUGUUUCUCUCAGUUGUAUUCCACCCUCAAAGACGGGAACCCUCCCUGGGUGGUGACCGAAGCCGUCCUCUUCAUCAUGGCCGCCAUCGCCAAAAGCGUCGACCCUGAGAACAACCCGACCCUGUUGGAGGUGUUGCAGCAAGUCGUGAUGCUGCCGGACGGCGUCCACACGGCGGUGCGUUACACCAGCAUCGAGCUGGUGGGCGAGAUGAGCGAGGUCGUAGACCGGAACCCCCGAUUCCUCGACCCGGUGUUGAACUACCUGAUGAAAGGCCUGCGCGAGAAACCCCUGGCCUCGGCCGCCGCCAAGGCCAUCCACAACAUCUGCUCCGUAUGCAGGGACCACAUGGCGCAGCACUUCCAGGGACUCCUGGACAUCGCUCGCUCGCUGGACUCCUUCGCGCUGUCCACCGAGGCCGCCGUCGGACUGCUCAAAGGUACGGCUCUGGUCCUCGGUCGCCUGCCUCUCGACAAGAUCGCCGAGUGCCUCGGCGACUUGUGCGCCGUUCAGGUGGCGGCGCUGAAAAAGCUCCUGGCCGAGGAAUCGCCCAACGGUCGCUCGGCCGAUCCGACCGUCUGGCUGGACAGGCUGGCCGUCAUUUUCAGACACACCAACCCCAUCGUGGAGAACGGACAGACGCACCCCUGUCAAAAGGUCAUCCAGGAGAUCUGGCCCGUGCUGUCCGAGACGCUCAACGCUCACCAGGCGGACAACCGGAUCGUGGAACGAUGCUGCCGCUGCCUCCGCUUUGCCGUGCGCUGCGUGGGAAAAGGCUCCGCCUCCUUGCUGCAGCCGCUGGUCACUCAGAUGGUGAGCGUGUACCGGGUGUAUCCGCACUCGUGCUUCUUGUACCUGGGCAGCAUCCUGGUGGACGAGUACGGGAUGGAGGAGGGCUGUCGGCAGGGUCUGCUCGACAUGUUGCAGGCUUUGUGCAUGCCGACGUUUCAGCUGUUGGAGCAAGCCAACGGGCUGCUCAACCACCCCGACACCGUCGACGACCUCUUCAGACUGGCCACCAGGUUCGUGCAGCGGAGUCCCGUCACGCUGCUGAGCAGCAGCAUCAUCGUGCACAUCAUCCAGUGCGCCAUCGCCGCCACCUCGCUGGACCACCGAGACGCCAACUGCAGCGUGAUGAAGUUCGUGCGAGACCUCAUCCACACCGGCGUGGCCAACGACCACACGGAGGACUUUGACCUGCGCAAGCGGCUGAUCGGUCAGGCCAUGGAGCAGCACGGCCAGCAGCUGGUCACGCAGCUCAUGCAUUCCUGUUGCUUCUGCCUGCCGCCCUACACCUUGCCCGACAUCGCCGAGGUCCUGUGGGAGGUGAUGGCGUUCGACCGGCCGACGUUCUGCCGCUGGUUGGAGAGCGCCCUGAAAGGCUUGCCCAAGGAGACGUCGGGAGGAGCCGUCACGGUGACGCACAAGCAGCUGACCGACUUCCACAAACAGGUCACCAGUGCCGAUGAAUGUAAGCAGGUGUGUUGGGCCAUCAGGGAGUUCACCAGACUAUUCCGGUGAAAUCUUUUGGGCGGCUUCCGAGGCGGCAGCCGAAGCUGCGACCGCUAGCGGGGAGGGGACGUGCGCCGCUGGGAUGCGUGCCGCCGGAAGGCGGACGGGCGCAUCUCCGGGACUUAGUGAGCAGAAAGACACAC